AUGAAUGAUACCAGUGGUCCUCCUAUAGCCAUUGAUUCAGAGCUUUAUCCGGCUCUUAUUCAAUGUUUCUUUAUAAUCGGUGCUGGUUAUGUUGCGGGUCAAUUAAAUUUAUUAACAAAUACACAUUCAACAGGCCUUUCACGUUAUAUAAGUAAUUUUGCAUUACCAGCUGUUGUAUUUAAAAAUCUCGUUGAUGUACAAUUUCAAAGAGUAUCAUGGCAAUUUAUAGUAUCUGUAUUUAUUGCUAAAUCCAUUGUUUUUGCUUUAACAGCAAUUUUAACCGGUAUAGCUGAACGUCCAAGAAAUUUUGCAAGUAUAGGUCUAUAUGCAAUAAUGUCAUCACAAAGUAAUGAUUUUGCAUUAAUGUUACCUAUAAUUGAUGCUGUUUAUAAACAAUCACAUCCUGAUUAUGGACGAUAUAUUUAUUUAAUAGCACCAAUAUCUUUAGUUAUACUUAAUCCAAUUGGUUUUCUAUUAAUUGAAAUACAAAAACGUUUAGAUGAUCAAAAAAAACAUCCAAAUAUAUCUCUAUGGCAUCGUUGUCAAUUAAUAAGAAAAGUAUUUCAUAAUAUAAGUCGUAAUCCAAUUGUUAUAUGUACAUUACUUGGUAUUAUAUUUAAUCGUAUAUUUCAUCAACAUUUACCAAAUAUACUGGAAAAUAUAUUAACACCAAUAGCACAAUCAUUUAGUUCAACAGCAUUAUUUUAUCUUGGUUUAACAAUGGCUGGUAAAUUACGUCGUCUUCAUACACGUCUUGUUAUAACUGUAUUUGUUAUUAGUAUGAUUAAAUUAAUUAUAUUUCCAUUAAUAUUACGUGAAGCUGUAUUUUUACUUAUUAAAUCAACUAAUGGAACUUUAAAUAAUACAAUCGAUUAUUCAAAUUUUGGUUUUCUAUAUGGAACAGCACCAACUGCACCAUCAGUUAUGUUUUAUGUACCAGAAUCAAAUCCAGCAUUACGAGCUAUUGCUUCAACAGGUCUUAUUGUUUCAACUUUACUUGCUGGACCAAUCAUGGUUGUUUCAGCUAAAAUGAUUAAUUUAAGAACAUUAGAUAUAAAACUGAAACAAUCAUAUGAAUCAACAUUAGUAAAAACAUCAUAUGAUGUUAGUAUUAUAUCAUUAUUUUGUACAGUUGUUGUUCUUAUUGGAUUUGGUUUACGACGACGUUUAUUGAAAAUAUCACCCAUUCAUAAAUAUACAUUUAUUUUUACUGGCCUUCAAUUGAUUCAUGCAAUAUGGACAAUAGCAGUUCAAUAUAUAACGUUACCAAUAUCGAUUAAAGCUUCGAUUAUAGUUGAUCUAGGUAGUGUUCUAACAGCAUUAAUAACACGUGCUUGGGCAGCAAGUAUUUCAAUUGCUUUAAUGAUAUCAAUCUGCUAUUCAUAUGAACGUGCUCGUCAGUAUUUUUGGUUGUAUCAUUUAUUUGGUUGGCUAGCACCAAUUUUAACAACUGUUAUGAUUUAUCUUCAAUCAAAAGUUGAUAGAUCAAAAGGUGAACCAACAUUAGAUACAGAAAAAUUUGGUACAAUACAAAUUAUUUCUUCAAUUUGUUUACUUUCUUCAUGUGUAAUACUUAUAUCAACAAAUCUUCUUCGUAUUGCUCGUCGUACAUAUCGAUUAAAACAAAAUGCACGUGAAAAUCGUUGUGCAAGUUUUAUAACAAAUGAAAUUCGACCUUUAAUUAAUGAUUCAAAUGAAUAUGAUGAAAGUCAAACAACAAUAGAAACAGUUUCUAUAGAUAAAAAUCCAUUGGAAAUACAUCCACAAUUACUUCGUCAUGCAGUACUUGUUGGUUUAUUAAAUAUAAAUGCAUUUGUUUGCAUAUCAGUUUUAUCAUGGUCAGUAUUAACAAAAAAUCGUGAUGGUGUUUAUUAUGAAUUACAAUUUCUUGAUACUGUUUUCUUACAUGGUCAAGGUAUUUUAACAUUUCUUGUUUUUUCACUUGAUGCUGAUGUACUAUUACCUAUAAGUCGAAAAAUUGUUAAAUUAUUGAAUCGUUUUGGUCUAAAAAUAAAAUUUCCUCGACAUAAUAGAAGUCAUAGAUCCUCAGAAAGUGAUCGACUAGUUGACUUUGAACAUCAAAUUCGACCAAAUUUUAUUCAAUAUUCAAUAUUAACACAAAGCACAAAUAGUUCAAUGGAAACAAUUGAAACAAUAUUUAAUGAAAAUGAUUUUUGUCAAUGGCUUAUAUCAAGUGGUUAUACAGAGAAUGAAUCAAAAGCUCAUAAUUACUGUCAAGAAUUAAUCCAUAAAAAACAAAUUAUUUGUAUUGAUCGUAUACAAAGUGAAGAAAUUCUAGAUUCCAGUAAUCAUUGGUAUGCUUUUUCCAAAUAA
Messenger RNA from Rotaria sp. Silwood1, 2334 nucleotides. The record is from the annotation of a GenBank genome assembly. Lineage: Eukaryota; Metazoa; Rotifera; Eurotatoria; Philodinida; Philodinidae.